Messenger RNA from Oldenlandia corymbosa var. corymbosa, 3189 nucleotides. The record is from the annotation of a GenBank genome assembly. Lineage: Eukaryota; Viridiplantae; Streptophyta; Magnoliopsida; Gentianales; Rubiaceae.
CGCUUCUUUCCUUUCCUUCUCCUCGAAUUUGACUAGUUACUUCCUUCCAUUUUCUACAAAUUCCAGAACCUCUUACUAAUAUGAUUCAUUAUUCGUAAUCUAAUCAUAUUUAAGCUCUUCUUUUAUCGUUUAAAAUUCUGCACCACACCACGAAAUAACAAGAGAUUUUUAACGCUGUAUUUGGACAAAUUCUAGGUUGUUGAAAUAGUCAGCAGUUAGUGAUUCUCCUUAAACUCAAACCACAUAAACUCUCUCUCUGGGUUGACCACUGACCCCGACUUUGAACAAGAAUAGUCACUCGCUUUCUUCAGUCAAAUUUUCCCCUUUUCUUCAACAACUGAAAAAUGCCUCUCGUAUAGUAUACUCUCUAAUAUAUACCCAUUAACUUCAGCGGAAUGCUUCUUCAUUCCACCAGCUUACACUUCCAAGCUCCUACUAUUGUCUAAACUCGAAACAGUCAAUUUGAUCACAACCCUGAAGAUAUUUCUUUUUCUUUUCUUUUUUCUUCCGCUCUUCAUUUCUAAUAUUUGAUUUUCAUCUGAAUAAUUAAACUGGCAAAGAGAGACGAUAUUUCUAGUACCAGGUGCUGCUUACUCCCAGACACAUUGUGUAUGGUUUCACAAACAAAGACCAAGACAACUCAACUGGAGACCUUUGAGCUGCUUCUCUUCCAUGUUCAUUUCCUCCCAAUUGCACAAGUUCAGGCAUCAAAUACUGGCUGGCGAGCCUAUCUAGUAGCACUCGAUAUUCAUUAAGCUCUCCAGUGUGCCCAGGACAUUGCUGCUGCUGCUGCUAGAACACUACUGAAUUGCCAAUGGAGAAUUCAGCAGAUAGGGAGGGAAUUAAUCUGAUUAAUGAGCUGACACAAGGAAGGGAAUUGGCUAGGCAGCUCCAGAUUCACAUCAAUGCACCAUCCUCUACACAUGAAAGUCGUGAAUUGUUAGUUCACAAGAUCUUGAAGUCCUACGAGAAAGCGUUGAACUUGGUUAAAAGUAACGCCCCUGCGGGAAUGGGAGAAACACAACAACAACAGACAGGGGCAACAAUGGCUGUGUCAGAAAAUCGUUCCCACCCUAGUACGGGGAUCACUUUUGGAAUGUCUGAAUCCCCGACAUCCCUUAGUGGAAGUCCACGCAGUGAAGAUUCAGAUCGAGAAUACAGGGAUCAGGAUCCUGGAUAUGCCUCCAGGAAGAGGAAGACUAUGCCUCGAUGGACAAAACACAUUCAAGUUAGUCCUGGAAUGGGACUAGAAGGCCCUCUGGACGAUGGCUUUAGUUGGAGGAAGUAUGGGCAGAAAGACAUUCUUGGAGCCAAAUAUCCAAGAGGAUACUAUAGAUGCACUUACCGACAUGUCCAAGGAUGUCUGGCAACAAAGCAAGUUCAGAGAUCCGAUGAGGACCCAACCAUCUUGGAAGUGACAUACCGGGGGAGGCACACAUGUAAUCAGGGUUCUGAGUCAAACCAACCUUCAGUAUUAGCUGAAAAGCCUGAAUCAAGUUCACAGGCCAAUAUCCAUCAACAAGUCUCUAAAUCGCAACAAAAUCAACAGGAAAUACUUUUGAAUUUUCAAAGAGAUCUGAAGGUUGAAACCAAAGAAUUGGAAACCAACAGUCCACUGUUUCCCACAUUUAACUUCCCUCCAGCAUCAGAUGAAAGACCAGAUAGUUACACUUUCUGCCCAAAUGAAACACACGACAAUUUCUCUGGGGAAUUGUCUCGCAUAUUCAUGCCUGCAGCAACAUCUAGAUCAAAUGAUUUCUCAGUCUCACCCACUCACAUAAGUGGCUUUGCAGGAAUACAGAAUUCAUACACACUGGAAACUGAAUAUCCAGAUCUAAUAUCAGCUGCGACUUCCACCACAAACUCUCCAACUAUUGGUGUAGAUUUUCCAUUCAGGCAAAUGGAAUUUGAUCCUAACUUCACAUUUGAUAAUACAGGAUUCUUUUCCUGAAUGUGAGCAGUUUUUCCCCAUGAAACUAUCAAAUCACAGCAUAAGACUAACCUAGUACUGCAGGGUAAUGGGUUACAAAACGGUAGCCUUGUGGAAACCUCUGGAUUCUGCCCUGGUCUUACCGUAUAUCUAGAUAAAGAUGGUAGUAAUAUGGUAGUGGAUGUGAACAGUUUUGUAGUAAUUCAAAACUCAAGCUAUCUAUUCUGUCUGUAAUCUGAUCUUAUCUUGCGGAAAUUAAUAGAAUUGUAACGAGUUUGUAUCUCAUGAGACUUAUACAGUGCUCUUGUUUACACUAUCAUCUGCCAAAAACUUCUUGCUGCCAUUUUACUACUCCAAAUCAAAGUUUCUCAGUUCAGACGUUGAGAUUGUUCCCAGCAAAAUCCUUAUUGGUUAUUAAUCAAACUAGAGCUAGUCAAUUUUGAAUUUUCCACACGCUUUAGCAACUAAUAGAACCAAACACGUCUGAUAAUUUUGCCAAAAAAGGGAUGUAAAAUUCUAUAUACAGAAAAUGUUUAGUGUUAUGGGAUGCAUAUAUUGAAUUGAACGGCACAAUGCAAAAGGAACAAAAACCAGACACGAAUCAGCUGUACAGGUCCAACAACACCAAUCACGCUGGUAAGGGAAGACUAUUAGAAUGGCAUUGAAAUAAAGCAAAAUCAAAUUGGUGCGGCACGAAAAGUAGUAUAGUUUGAAACUUAACCGGAAGUCAAUGGAGAGAGUGAGGUGUCGCUGUAAUGCUAUUCAUCUGAAACACGUCCAUCCACCGGCUGAGCUCCGUCCGUCUCUCCGGCCAUCUGUUCAAACUUCCAAGUUCAUUAAAGCCAUGGAGAAUGCAAACUUUUUUGAUUUGAGGAUUGUUGUGGGCUUGUAAAACGGGCAUGACUGCAGAGCCCAUCAUUUAGGUCAAAUGCCACAAAAGCUUUAUGGGCUUUGUAAUUAUUUCCGAACUUACACAUCAGGCCUUCGGUGAAUGUUAGCCUGCAUGUCUCUAAAAUGCAAGGCCGUCAAGCGAAACUAGCUGAUUUUUCCAUUUUUUGUCCUGUUUCCUCCGUGUAUAUAUAUUGUAGGGUAUUUAUUGUUGGAAAUCGUGACAGAUUCCCCUGUUCAUGGUAAACACCUCGAUAAAUGAGAGACAUAGUCAAAGGAUUUAAAGUUACUGAAUGUCUAUAACGAAAUUUGAACCCUCGACCUAUGAUCAAGGGUACAAAACUCUGAAUUUCCCCCACUUUAAUUACUCG